CCUACCGUAAACAACGGGUGGCCACGUUCGCUUAAAGGGCGACACUACGCAUCUUGUCCACAUCGCAUCGAAGUGCUAUUGCCCAGCCAAGCAAUCAGGUCUUGGAGGAGCCGUGUAACGAUGUUUCGACCCUCCUCAGCAACAUGGAGUGCCGUGAAUCUGCUGUUCCUUGUCUUUGGCGUUCUAGUGCCCGUCCACCUGGCAGCCGAGAUAUGUCUGCAGGGUGUUCAGCUCACUGCAACAAUCACAAGUCGAUUGCCAUCCGAAUGGUCAGAUGACCUCAACUGCGAAAGAGCAUGUGAAUAUAUCUUUGUCAAUGCAGCGUUCUUUAAUGGGACUACAGACGACAAUCAGCACCUCAGCCCCUGCCAGAACCCGUAUGACGUCAAGCAAAUCCUCUCCGUGGCAGAUCACAAGUGGUCUGAUAAUAAGGACCCUAUGGCGAAGCGUUGUGUCUGUUUUGUAAAGAUCAGCUUUCCUCAGCUCUAUUGGAUGCCACAAGGCAAUAUCGACUGCGCCCUUGGAAAGGUUCUUGGAAACUUGAAGGCUUCAAUGACAAAGAAAUGGCAGACGGUACGGGGUUUUGUUGACUCAAAAGGCAGUACUGGCCAGGUCAUCUCUGUCGAUUUUAAGAGAACUGGUGCACCCAUUCUUAUUGCCCGUUGCAAGACCAAAUAGCUUCGUGGCUGGAUACAGCUCCAAAAUUUGACAAGUCUAUCCUUUUUAGAAUCGAUAUUGAUUUACCUCAAGAUAUCUUUCCGCAAUGAUCGUCAUUUUUGU
This is a messenger RNA of Protomyces lactucae-debilis, 780 nucleotides long. RefSeq lists its product as uncharacterized. Bases 121 to 678 code for a protein of 185 amino acids. The record is from RefSeq and is a predicted model, not a curated record. The transcript is spliced from 2 exons. Lineage: Eukaryota; Fungi; Ascomycota; Taphrinomycetes; Taphrinales; Protomycetaceae.